Hemiscyllium ocellatum (epaulette shark) is the source of this 3398-nucleotide messenger RNA. RefSeq names its product squalene epoxidase a (gene sqlea). Gene Ontology annotation, cellular component: membrane; endoplasmic reticulum. Gene Ontology annotation, biological process: sterol biosynthetic process; cholesterol metabolic process. Gene Ontology annotation, molecular function: squalene monooxygenase activity; flavin adenine dinucleotide binding. NCBI's taxonomy places the organism in Eukaryota, Metazoa, Chordata, Chondrichthyes, Orectolobiformes, Hemiscylliidae. The transcript has 12 exons. The coding region runs from base 338 to 2050 and encodes 570 amino acids. The record is from RefSeq and is a predicted model, not a curated record.
GUGCCAGGCAUCUGGAGAGAGAGAGAGCGGAGUCCUGCUCUGGGCUGUAUCCCAGCACUAUACCAUCUCCUCACUCCGGGAAACAAAACCAACAAACAAAACAAAAAUACUACAAACAUAACACGAUCAGCCGAGGGUGAAGAUCAUUUACGACCUAGUUGAGAGGAAAAUCUAUGUGAACAUUUUUUGAACCUUUGAGUAAAGCAAUGUACCAAGUCAUAAUUUAAUUUUGUAUUUAUGUUCCAGGGCAGCUUUGCAGUAAAAAAAAUUGUUUGGACUUUUCUGGAAAAUUAGUGAAGUACAAUUUAAUUUGAGAGAACCGUUAUAAAAAAAGAUAAUGUGGACUUUCCUGGGAAUUGCGACUUUUACUUAUGUCUAUAAGAAAUGCGAUGGCUUACUGAGCGUGAGCUACGCUAACAAGGAGGUGCUCGGGGCAUUCCUGAUCUUUUUCUCCCUAGGCUUGAUCCUGUCCUAUCGAUACAGAUACGGACAAGGGAAGGGCAGAAAGCAACCUUCAAACCUGGGGUUCAUCUCCCAACUUCUCUCAGCCCUGCCCCUGGCAAGCUCCCUCUUCAGCGGGUCCACAGACUCCAUCAAUACCGAGCAAGGCAAGCCCAAGAAAAUGAAGCUCAGUUUCUCAGAGUCUGUUCAGACAGAAAACUCUCCAGGCACCAAGAUUUUUUCCCAGUCUGAUCCAGAGAUCAUUAUUGUGGGCUCUGGCGUCCUUGGAUCUGCGUUAGCUGCUGUCCUUGCAAGGGAUGGAAGGAACGUGACAGUGAUCGAGAGAGACCUGAAGGAACCAGACAGAAUUGUUGGAGAGUUGUUGCAGCCUGGGGGAUAUCGUGCAUUAAAAGCACUUGGUCUUGAAGGUGCUGUUGAAGGUCUUGAUGCCCACAUCAUAAAAGGUUAUGUCAUACACGACAUGGAAAGCAAGACAGAGGUGGAAGUCCCUUAUCCUCUGGAUGAAAGCAAUCAAGUGAAAUAUGGGACAGCAUUUCACCAUGGACGUUUCAUCAUUGGUCUCAGAAAUGCAGCCAUGGCAGAACCCAAUGUGCGAUUCAUUGAAGGAACAGUGACACACUUACUGGAGGAGGAUGGAAAAGUCACAGGAGUUCAAUACAAAGAGAAAGAAAGUGGUGAUAUAAAGGAACUCUAUUGCCCAUUGACUGUGGUUGCUGAUGGACAUUUCUCCAAGUUCAGGAAAAACUUAGUGAAGAACAAAGUCAAUGUCUCAUCACAUUUCGUUGGGUGCAUUAUGAAGGACUCACCACAAUUCAAACCGAACCAUGCUGAACUUGUUCUUGCCAACCCUAGUCCUAUUCUUAUCUAUCAAAUUUCAUCCAGUGAAACACGGGUAUUAGUGGACAUCAGAGGGGAAAUGCCAAGACGCCUUAAAGACUAUAUGAUUGAGAAAAUCUAUCCGCAGCUUCCAGAACAUAUAAAAGAGCCAUUCCUACUGGCAGUUCAGAAUGAUCGUCUGCGGACAAUGCCAGCAAGCUUCCUUCCGCCUUCACCAGUGAAUAAACCAGGUGUGCUGCUUUUGGGUGAUGCUUAUAACAUGCGCCAUCCUCUCACAGGGGGUGGGAUGAGCGUUGUACUGAAUGAUGUAAGGAUAUGGAAAUAUCUCUUGCACGACAUUCCAGAUCUCCAUGACAAUGAAGCAUUGCUAAAGGCCAAGAAGAAAUUUCAUUGGACACGGAAGAAGUCCCACUCAUUUGUAGUGAAUGUCCUGGCUCAAGCACUGUAUGAGCUAUUUGCUGCUACAGAUGAUUCCUUGCAUCAACUCCGGAAGGCUUGCUUUCAUUAUUUCAAACUGGGUGGACAGUGUGUGACAGGACCAGUGGGUCUCUUAUCAGUGCUAUCUCCUGAACCAAUGACUCUGAUUAGACACUUCUUUGCUGUGGCACUCUACGCAGUCUAUUUCUCUUUCAAGAGAGAACCAUGGUACAUGAAACCAAGAGCGUUGUUGAAUGGUACUGUCAUUGUCUAUCGGGCAUGCUCAGUUAUUUUUCCACUCAUUUAUUCUGAAAUUAAAUACCUUGUUUACUGAAUAACAUGAAAACCAUAAAACAAGGAAGAGCAGAAUAUCACACUGAGCCUUUGCAGUAGAUGGACAUUACCUCAUUGUUGUGUCUAAAGAUUGGUACUGUUGUCUAAAGAGUCAAGACCCCUCCUGUGGCCAAUUGAGUAGCAGAAUGUUUGUUAAUAUUACAACAUGCAGUUAUGUGAUAAAACUAUGUAACUGCAAGAUACUUAACAAGCACAUGUUUAUGGUGUACAUAAAAUGACUUGUGUCAUUUAUUGCAAAUCAAACACACUUGAAACAGCGUUGAAUCUGGCUUUUGGCACUCAACUUGCCACAUUGCUGUGAAUGAUGCGCUUUCAUUUAUCAUUCCAAUUGUUCAAAGUCAAACAUCAAUCUAAAACAUUUGAAAAAGUUAUGUCCCCAAACUGAAUGGCUCCCCAAGUAGGGGAAGAGGGGUGAAGAGAAUAGAGAGAAUUAUCUUUACCUGGCUGCAUUUAAACAACAUAUUGUUUGUAAUAAAUAGAAAUUACAUUUGCCUGAUGAUUUCACUACUGCCAAAAUAUCCCAGCUUCAUCAAAUCAGAUCUCAGACACUGAUCAUUCCUUCAAGGCAAUGUGGUCUCAUAACUUCUUAUUAAAAGGUGGGACAAUAUUAAGACCAACAUGGUGCAUCACUGGAAGUAGGAUUUAGAUUUAUAGGUGCUAUUCGACUUGGUGUUAUGGACAAGUUUCACUAAUUCACAAAGAGUUAACUCUGUAUGGUGAUUGGUUUUCGAAGGGACUGUAAAAGCCAGUGGAACCAGUGUUUCAUUAGGAAGAAUAACAUUCGAUCAAUAAUAAUCGAGUUACAGCUGCUGGGCUGAAGCUAGAAGCUUAAAAAGGCAGAUAUAAAGUGUGAUCCAAUAGGCAGGCAGAAAAAAAAUCAAUCAUUUGGUGGGUUUCAAAGUUUCCUCUGUAAAAUGAUUGUUUAUGUGCCUACAUUUUACUUACUUUAUGUACAUAUAUUUUUGAGGGGUAAAUUAUUUACAGUACUGAUUUGUAACUGCUAAAUGUUACUUGUUUCCAAAUUUACUAAACACUGCAGGCACAUCGAGAGAAGGCUAAAUGAAUUUGGUGUAAUUUGUGUUCUGCAGGGUCAAAUAUAUUUAGAUUUGGUUUUGGAUUUUUUUUUGCAUCACUGGUUGAUAAAAUGAAACUUAAUUUGUGCCAAACAGACCACACAUAUUUUCCCUGAAUAGCAUCUUCUUGGUCUAAUGUUUGCAUCUGAAAUUUGUAAACCAUAUUGAAAUGUAUAUUAUGUACAACUGUAAAAGCAGUAAUGAACUUGCCCUGAUGAUAUUUGUCCAUUAUCUUUAACUAUUCUACCAUUAAUA